Cokeromyces recurvatus is the source of this 2040-nucleotide messenger RNA. Its product is annotated as major facilitator superfamily domain-containing protein. The coding region runs from base 145 to 1797 and encodes 550 amino acids. The record is from RefSeq and is a predicted model, not a curated record. Gene Ontology annotation, molecular function: transmembrane transporter activity. Gene Ontology annotation, biological process: transmembrane transport. NCBI's taxonomy places the organism in Eukaryota, Fungi, Mucoromycota, Mucoromycetes, Mucorales, Mucoraceae. The transcript is spliced from 9 exons.
UUUUUUUUUUUUUUUUUCUCUCUCUCCCUCUUUCUCUCUUAUUAAUAUAUUUAAACUCAGUAUUGAUUUGUUCUCUCCUCUCUUUUUAUUUAUUAUUAUUUUCUCCCCGUCCGCCCUCCUCUUCUUCUUUAAUAAAGAUCAUUAAUGUUAAAAUUUAAAGAUCUAAUUUCUAGAGAUCAUACUGAAGCAACUAAAAACCAAGAUGCUGAGUCCAAAACAUCUUUACCCAUUACUACUAAGAAAAAGCUUUAUCUAAUCAUUCUAUCUUUAUGUGUUAUUUCAUUUAUAGCUGCAUUUGAUAAUAUUAUUGUAGCAAGUAAUACACCUCUUGUUGCUGCUGAAUUUAAUGGAUUUAGUUUAUAUAGCUGGGUGAAUACAGCCUUUUUAUUAACAGCUUCAACAUCACAGCCUAUAUAUGGAAAAUGUGCUGAUAUUGUUGGAAGGAAAAUAUGUCUCUUGUUUGCAACAGCUAGUUAUUUAUUUGGCAUUAUAUUAUGUGGUGCAGCUCAGUCAAUGAUCAUGUUCAUUAUUGCUAGAGCAUUCUGUGGGUUAGGCAUUGGUGCAUUUGAUACAUUAAUGAAAAUUAUAGUAGCAGAUUACAUACCCGUACGUUAUAUUGGUAUGUAUCAGUCCAUGCUUGGUAUAUCUUGGGGACUGGGUUAUAUUGUAGGUGCACUUUUAGGUGGAGUUGCAACAUCUAAAGCAGGUUGGAGAAUUGUAUUUUGGAUGGCACUUGGCUUUUCUAUAAUAGCACUUCUUCUUAUCUUCAUUUCAAUAGAAAAUCAUCUUCAAUCUUAUCAUACUAUGUAUCAUCAAUUAACACAUAUCGAUUUAUAUGGUAUUCUCCUUUGGUCAAUAAGUGUAGUUUGUCUUGUGUUAGCUCUCAGCUGGGGCGGAUCAACCUAUGAUUGGAAUUCAACUGUCAUUAUUGUUCUUUUAUGUAUAUCAGGUGUCCUUUUAUUCGCUUUUGCUCUAUUUGAACAUAAAUUUGCUAAAGACCCUAUUAUACCCCGAGGCAUAUUAGCGAAUCGUAGUACAUGCUUCAUUUUGUUCUCUGCUUUUUGUUAUGGAGGUUGUUUCCAAUCAUUGAUGACCUACAUUCCUUUAUACCUUACAGUCAUUCGUAAAGAAGAAUCGAUGGCUAGUAAUCUUGAACUACUUUGUCUUGUACUAUUCGCAUGCAUUUUUAAUGUUUUAACAGGUAUUACGAUUGUUAAAUCUGGUAAAUAUACUUGGGCAUCACGCACCUCGCUUUCUAUUCUUGUAAUCGCUUGUGGUUUAUUAAAUAUGCUAACUCCUCAAUCGAGUCGAGGAUUCAUUGUUGGUCUUAUGAUAAUUACUGGUAUUGGUAGUGGAGGCAUGAUCAACAGUGAAAUCAUUACCGCUCAAGCUUCAGUUUCUAUUGAAAAUGUACCCACUAUCGUAGCCUUUAUGACGUUUUGUGAUCAAGUAGGAGGCAUCACAGGAAUUACAACACAGGGCAGUAUUUUAUCCAACACAUUAACAAAGGGAUUGAAUUCGAUUCAUCUACCGAACGUUAUACCUGAACUUGUUCGUCAAAGCUCUGACUAUUUAUGGAGCUUACCUGAACCAACUCAAACGAUUGUAUCCACUAUCUAUAUGGAUGCAAUCAAAAUGUCCUUUUGGGGCUCUUUUGCCUUUGCUACCGUUGGUUUAAUAUCAGCAUUAGGUUUAAAAUCGUAUGUAUUAAGAAAGGAAUUGGUUAUGGUGAAAACAGAAGAAGAUUUAUCACCCAAUGAACACAUAUCUGCUCCUAAUAUUAUAAGCAAAUGUUGAUUUAUUUUAUAAAUCCUGUAUACCUAUCCAAUCAUUGCUUUAUUACUCUCUCCCUCUCUCCCGUCAUGUUUCUUUAAAUAUACAGAUUAUUUAUGUUUAUUUAUAUCUUUGAAUUCAUCAAGUAAAGAAAAAAAAAAAGACUUUGCCAUAUAAUGAUACUUGACAUUUCAAAACCAGGAUAAAAAAAAGGCUAUUAUCCGUCUAAAUCUGAAGUAGAGUUUUUUUUUUUUUUUUUUUUUUUUU